CCAUCAUCAUCUGCAGAAAAAUGCGAGCGGGGAGCGGUAACAAAAUGUCAACUCGGGCUGCUCUCCCUCACCCGCAGACAUGAGCAGAGUCCCGUCUGCCUCUGCCAUCCGCAACAAGUCGCUCUCACCAUGCGGAUCCACUGCAAAGUAGUUGUGAUCGCCGUGUGUUUCGGAGUUUUUCUACUUUUGUACUUUUUGGGGGGCAACGCCGCUGACGAUCCGCUGUUGAAAGAAGUUGUAGAGCAGGAGAAGGAGAAGAAGGAGGAGGACAGCAACUCUUCCCGGCGAUCGCCCUCUGAGUUCAGACGCGAUGUUGCAGGGAAGUUUGCGAAGAAAUCCCCCGCUGGAGUCGGCGUGCGUGCGGAAGAGCCUCUCAAAGGACGGAAAGAGGGGAAAGCGAUCAAUAGAGGAGCCAGUGUGCAUGCAAAGAGCAAACCGCGGAACAACGUGGCCCGACCUGUGACCAAGCGCAAACGGGCAGAGGAGAUCAUGCACCUGGCCGUGGUGGCCUGUGGAAAUCGUCUGGACGAGACCCUCACCAUGGUUAAAUCAGCCCUCCUGUUCAGCCUCAAGAGGAUCACGUUUCACAUUUUUGCUGAGGACCCUUUGGCCCCGCAGUUCGAAAAAAGGCUGAACCAAUGGCCUCGCGCCGUCUCGGCCAAGUUCCAGUACAGAAUCUACCCAAUCACCUUCUCUGUGGGGAACGCAGACGAGUGGAAGAAGCUCUUCAAGCCCUGCGCUGCUCAGAGACUCUUCCUCCCCGUCAUCCUGAAAGACGUGGACUCGUUACUCUACGUAGACACUGAUGUGUUGUUCCUGCGGCCCAUGGAUGACAUCUGGAGUCUCCUGAAGUCCUUCAACAGCACCCAGCUGGCAGCAAUGGCCCCGGAGCACGAGGUCCCAAAGAUUGGCUGGUACAGCCGCUUUGCACGACACCCUUUCUACGGAGUCACGGGGGUCAACUCUGGUGUCAUGCUGAUGAACCUUACAAGGAUCCGCAGCACAAUGUUCAAAAACAGUAUGAUCCCAAGUGGCCUCUCAUGGGAAGAUAUCCUACAUCCACUCUAUCAGAAGUACAAGAACCACAUCACCUGGGGAGACCAGGACCUCCUCAACAUUAUCUUCCACUACAACCCAGAGUGUCUCUUCAUCUUCCCCUGCCAGUGGAACUACAGGCCAGAUCACUGUAUGUACGGGAGUAACUGCAAAGGGGCCGAAGAGGAGGGCGUGUCCAUCCUCCAUGGCAACCGUGGAGUGUAUCACGACGACAAGCAGCCGGCGUUCAAAGUAGUCUAUGAUGCAAUACGUGAUUUUCCCUUCGAGGACAACAUGUUCCAGUCGCUGUUCUACCCCAUCCAGACCAAGUUCCUGGACACAGUUAACACCCUGUGUGGUCGCAUUCCUCAAGUCUUCCUCAAGCAGAUAGAGAAGACCAUGAGGAAGGUGUUUGAGGAGAAAGUGGUCCGACACGUCAGACCGCACAACUGAUGGAGAAACGGACUUUCUGUUUUUAUCUGACAACACUAAGCACCAUCUUGCUGUGGAUUAUGUGUCAUACGAGCAUCUCCCAGACUGAACUUUUUGCUCUGUGUUCCUGGAAAGGGUCUUGUGAAAAUGAUGAACCUCUAAUCAUGGUAUGGGUAACAAGCCUAUGUAUACAGAGAAGCAUACAGUGCUGGUCAGUGGUGCCGUAGAAUAGGCUUGCCUUAUUGCCGUCUUCACAUCUCAGUUAUGUACGAUGAAAUGUAUAAGAAUGUUGGAAAGCGACAGUCAAAAAAAAAAGACUGCACAAGUUUUUAUUGUUUUUUUUAAUCAAGAAUUAUGAAACUAUGAGCUAUCCAUCUCCAGUGUAGGCUUAAAGCUACAUUUAUGACAUAUUUGUGUAUCUACCUUCUUUAUUUUUCCUCAUACACUAAACAAAGGCAACUUUGGACUUUGGAAAGCUUUACUACUUGAAGUAGUAGAUUCAUAAACCACUCCUCUAAAAUCAUGUGAAUGUUUUACCAGCAAAUAACUUGGAACGUGAGCUUGUGUGAAUGAGAAGAGUUCAUGAUCUGUUCUGCGGUUGCCAAAUGCCACUGACAGUAUUAAAUACAGCACAACAAGAGGAAAUACAGACUUUUAUAUAACAAACCGAAUGUUAAAAUGCACUUUCAGAAUGAUAUUAUUAGGACUGGAUGGUUGUUUGUAUGCAACAUGUCCACAUUAGAUGCUACACUCUCCGGAGUUAAUCAAAACCAAAAGUGCUAGCAUUUAAAAAUAGUGACAGCUAAUUAUGUGCCAUGUCUGCCAUGUUUACUAUUACAAGACAAUGAGUGUUAUAGGCGUGUGUUUGAGAGGGUAUCUUAGUUUGUAAUAUGAUGUAUGGUCUGUUGUGAACACAUGGUUUAGCAGCAUUACUUUCAAUGUGGUGUAAUGAUCUAAAUAUAUCAUUUAAACUGGAAACUGAACGUGGCUGUACAGUCAACAUGCGUUUCUAAAUAAAUCAAUGCAAUGUA
Molecule: messenger RNA, 2498 nt
Organism: Cottoperca gobio
Lineage: Eukaryota; Metazoa; Chordata; Actinopteri; Perciformes; Bovichtidae
Gene: gxylt2
Product: glucoside xylosyltransferase 2
Exons: 7
Coding region: 130-1488 (452 amino acids)
Biological process (GO): protein O-linked glycosylation via N-acetylgalactosamine
Molecular function (GO): UDP-xylosyltransferase activity
Source: RefSeq, a predicted model, not a curated record